Brassica napus (rape) is the source of this 2382-nucleotide messenger RNA. RefSeq lists its product as uncharacterized. The coding region runs from base 1 to 2382 and encodes 793 amino acids. Gene Ontology annotation, biological process: proteolysis. The record is from RefSeq and is a predicted model, not a curated record. The transcript has 9 exons. NCBI's taxonomy places the organism in Eukaryota, Viridiplantae, Streptophyta, Magnoliopsida, Brassicales, Brassicaceae. Gene Ontology annotation, molecular function: cysteine-type peptidase activity.
AUGGAAGAGAUACAGAUUCCAGAACGCAUGUUUGCCACUGGUGAAGAACCGGCUGGAGAGAGAGUGAACACCUACCACAAACCCAAGAGAAUUGAUUCCAUAAUUGAAGCCUUGGAACCUGAUGAAGUCGAGUUUAUGCGGAAUACAACCUUUGGGAAGAUCAUAUCGCAGGCAGAAAACCCUUCGUUUUCAGGUACCUUUGGUCAGUUCGUCAUUGUGCGUAUGCUCAAGGUGAAGAAAAAAUACGAGAUCUGGUUCUUGUUCGCUGGUAAACCUAUCAGGAUGUCUCUUCAAGAGUUUGCGCAUGUAACUGGGCUUAAUUGCAACAAGAUUAUCAAAAAGAACAUCAAAAGGAAGAAGAAUCCUAUCACGGAGAAGCUAUAUUGGGGUGAACUCUUUGGGUCUCUCAAGUUCUGUCCAGUUGAUGCGGCGAUUGAAAUGCUGAAAAGAAGAAGUGAGUUUCUUGCUUACCCCUGGGGGAGAGUAACAUUUGAGAUGCUGGUAACUGGAAUCAAGAAGAAAGACGAAAUCUUACUCUCCCAAUCCAGUAUUGCAUUGCCUGGAUUCGUAGAUGCCAUUCAACUUGUAUUCAUGGCUGCUGUUCCUCAGAUUAAAGAGGUUGUCCCGCAGGUGGAACCUGCUGUUGUGAUUGAGUCUGACAGUGAAUCUGACUCGGGAUGUAACGACAUUGAAGUUGAAUUAGAAGAGGAUACAGAGGCCCCCGCGCCACAGCCCAAGACGGUCCGAUACUAUGUCAACCCAACUCACACGGAGGUCAUAUCCAUGAUUGAGGACACUACACACUCACGUAAUCAGUUGGAGUGGGAUGACGAGAUCGAAGAUGAGACUGUCGAUAACCUUGUCCGCCUAAUUCAAAAUGGCAAAGUAGUUUUCAAUAAGGCAAUGUUUGUUGGGGGCUUAACCGGCGUCGAUCUUUCUCGUAUGAGGGCUGAAAAGAAACAAAAAGAAAAAGAGGGUAAAGAUAAAAAGGAACCAGAGAGUCAACCCGAUGUUCUCGCUACGGAUGCAGUUGACAUGAGUCUUGCCAAAGUUAUUAUAGCUCAACGUGAGAAGAUGGAGGGUGAAGUGAUUCGGAGCAUCAUUGGUUUUCUUGGAAAACAAAUGCCUAGCUCAGUGCGCGAGGAAGACACUAGUGGGAGAGGACAGAGCGGUGUGGCGGGGUCGCCAUUAACAAGGAAAGAGCCAUUGCCACACGCUGAGUACAACGAUAGCCAAUUACAAGCGGACGAGGUAAUUAACAAGGUGAUCAAUGAUGUUCAAGAGUUCGCAAACCCAUAUGAUAGAAUAGUCACAACCCUCCCUUUGGGCGCAGCUACAGUUCACGAAAGCGUGGAACAUGUUGUUUUUACGGAAGUGGAAGGAUUUAAAGGCACCCCCAUAGUAUCUGACGAGCACACAUCCUACAUUGCUCAACUGCCUACAGUCGAUGAAGAAGAGGCACUAGCUGACACUGAGGAGAAUGUUGGAGGCAUUGACCAAUCGGUGCCCGAUAUACCGGCGCUGGUAACAAAUGAUGAAAUUGGCGAGACUCGGAGGAGCAAAAGAACCAGGAUGCUACCACCCAUUUUCAAUCUCUAUCAGUGUGAUGCCAAGAUAAAAGCAUUCAGGGUUGAGGAAAACAUGUCGAUAAAUGACCGAAACGUUGAUGAAAUAUACUUAUCUAUGAGGGAAAGAGUUGCGGAUAACCAGUGUUUCACGCUUGCCAAUGGGAUGUCAUUAACAAUAGAAGAACUAGAUGUCAUGGAUGUGCUAACAUACUACAUUGCACAAGACCGUUCUAGAAAGGGAACACACUCAUCCAAACCCAAGGUUGCGGUCUAUGAUACCAGCUUCCCCGUAUCUAUCAUCAGUCAACAUGCCAGGCUUACCAAAACCGCCGUUAAAGACCGUUGCAGGAUUAAGUACGAUGACGCUACUCUCCAGUACUUCAAAGCAGGCCCGGAUCCGGACGAUACAUAUGACCGCAUCUACUUUCCAUUCUGCAUCGACAAACAACACUGGAUGGGAGUAUAUAUUGACAUUCCCUCAUCUUCUGUCCAGAUACUUGACUGCAACUCUAUCUUGCUCACCGACAACCAGAUCAAGAAGGACAUCAACCCAAUCACCGUAGUCAUUCCUCAUAUCAUCCACUCUGUCAGAGGCGCUCCUUACCACAAUGCUACCAAGCCUUUUGGUUUCUUCAGGGCCAAGGGCAUCCCACAGCACCCCAAUCAACCGGACUCUGGAGUUGUUACGGUCCUGCUCAUUCAGGGCCAUGCUGCAAAUGAUAUCGAGGGAUACGCAGAAGUUACUCCAUUUUCUCUUCCACCUGCAGCUACGCACCUGGCUGUGCUUGUACUCCGCGACAUAGCCCCAGUUUGA